Molecule: messenger RNA, 2370 nt
Organism: Hemibagrus wyckioides
Lineage: Eukaryota; Metazoa; Chordata; Actinopteri; Siluriformes; Bagridae
Gene: pltp
Product: phospholipid transfer protein
Exons: 18
Coding region: 541-1983 (480 amino acids)
Biological process (GO): phospholipid transport; ceramide transport; high-density lipoprotein particle remodeling
Molecular function (GO): phosphatidylglycerol binding; diacylglycerol binding; phosphatidylethanolamine binding
Source: RefSeq, a predicted model, not a curated record
GGAUUGUAUAGAAAAAUAUAGUUUUAUUUUAUUGUUUAAUUGUGUGCAUGUAGUUUCUUGGUAAAUAAGACGCGCCCUUUGUGUUGUGUGAACUGAAGAAGGGAAACGUCAUGUAGAAAAGGAGCUACAGACUUGCCCAGUCAUACGACAUCAGGCAAGCAUGGGACCACCCUUUUCCCUGAACCUCCCCAUAUAAACUGCCCUGCCAUGAAGGGGUCAACAGAAGGAGGAAAGAUUCAGAAGGAGAGGAACGGGAUUUAGGAAUCACUUGACAAGCCACUGAGGAAUUCCUGAGAAAAGUAAAUCCGAAAAGUUUCUCCAUCUAAAGCGCCAGACAACAUUUCUACCCUCCUCAGACACCCUUAUCCAGAAGGACUUACAUUUUUAUUUCAUUUUAUACAACUGAGAGAUUGAGGGUUAAGGGCCUUGCUCAGAGGCCCAGCAGUGGCAGCUUGGUUGAGAGGGGAUUCAAUCUCACAACCUUUUGGUCAGUAGGCUGACGCUUUAUCCACGAAGCUACCACAUCGCUGUCUAGGCAACAUGGGGCUCUACAGAAUAGCCGUCUUCAUCUUCCUUCUUCCACACGUAGUACAGAUGACAGAAAUUUCUCCUGGGUUCAAAAUCCGCAUCACGUCCAGAGGACUGGAGUUGUUGAAGUACGAGACACAGAAGUUUGUGGAGCAAGAGCUGGGAGGUAUCACUAUGCCAGAGAUGCAUGGCAAGAAGGGGAGUCUGCAGUAUUCCAUUACAGAUAUAAAGAUUAAAGAGCUGAACCUGACUGCAGAUCUGAGUUUCCAGCCUGUAGAUGGACUGCUGUUUGAUGUGCAGAACUCAUCUAUUACCCUCAACUUCCAGAGACGUGUGAUCUACUGGUUGUUACAGGAUGAGGGUUCCAUCAAUGCCUCUGCAGACGGUGUAUACAUCAACACAACCCUCCAUCUUGCCAAGGAUGACGAGGGCCGUCUGAAGAUCGCCAAUGUUAGCUGUGAUGCUUCUGUUGCCAAGAUGAAGGCCAAAUUUGGCGGGACUUUUGGGAGGGUUUAUGACUUUGUCGCCACUUUCCUGACCACAGGAAUGCGCUUCAUAUUGAAUCGGCAGAUUUGCCCUGCUCUGAAUCACGCUGGUCUAGUGUUGAUCAACCAACUGCUGGAGACGAUUCCAGUGCGUGCAGAGGUGGAUUAUUAUGUCGGCAUUGAUUAUUCACUUUUGAGCGACCCAGUGGUUACUAGCACCAGUCUUGAUAUGGACUUCAGGGGGAUGUUCUAUAACUUGCAGAACAAGGAUGACAUCUUGGAGAAUUAUUCUGUAAAUCCAUUGUUGAACAAAUACAACCGCAUGAUCUACAUGGCUCUCUCCGAAUACUUCUUCGAUAGUGGCCUCUACUCAUAUUUCCAAGGAGGGGUGUUCAAUAUGCACAUAGCUAAUGAACGAAUGCCAAAAGACUUAGAGAUGCUUCUCAGGACCACCUACUUUGGAGCGAUCAUGCUUUUGAAUCCUUCUAUGAUGGAUGCCCCCAUCUCAUUGGAGCUGGAGGUAACAUCGGCUCCUAAGUCUACCAUCAAGCCAUCGGGGGCGACAGCAACUGUACACGCUGGUGUCAGAGUGCUGGUUCUUCCUGCAGGAAAGCCGCCUAUUCAGCUCAGCAGUAUGACCAUGGAAUCCAAAUUCAAUGCUAAGGUGUACAUGAAGGAGAAGAGAUUGGCUAUACAGCUGGACCUGAGAAGGUUUAAAAUCUUUUCUAACCAGUCUGCUUUGGAGUCAUUAGCGCUGAUUCCACUGCAAGGACCACUGAAGGUUCUGCUCCAAGUUACUAUCGUGCCCAUGUUAAACAAUUACACUAAAAGAGGCGUACAGAUCCCUCUGCCAGAUGGAAUCGACCUCAUCGAGGACGUGGUCGAGUAUCACGAUGGCUACAUCACUAUUGGAGCCAAUCUCCAUUUCCGAAGUGGUCUGAAGGAGCUGAUUGAGAAGAAGUCAUCUUAAGAGCCUGACAUAUUUAUCACUGUUAUUUUAAACUUACUUUCUUAUGUACUUUUAAUAAGUGAUUGCUAAAUAGUCAACUUCACACCAAUAUUUUAUCAUCUGUACCAGAAAUGAACAUGGACCCUUCCAUACCAUGUGUCCUUGGCAGUAGCUACAGUUGAUGUGUAUUUUGUUGUAAUAGAAUUAAUCACUACUGUAUUACUUAAAAAUAUGCAGCUACUGCACACUGGUUAAAACAUAUUGUGUAGCCUUUGUUAAUGGAAGACUUGUACUGGUGUAAAAACCUGAAGUUCAAGCAUUUUGUCCAGAAAUAUCUUGAACAAGAAAACGAGGCAAAUAUUUCUCCAUCAUUUUAAUGUAAUUAAAAACAAAGUAAAAAAAAAAAAA